Messenger RNA from Paramecium pentaurelia, 363 nucleotides. The record is from the annotation of a GenBank genome assembly. Lineage: Eukaryota; Ciliophora; Oligohymenophorea; Peniculida; Parameciidae.
AUGAUUGAGAACAACUUUAUAAUAGGAAACAUAAAGAGAAUUAGGAAUUUUGAUUUUUCUAUUCAUUAUCAAUGGGGUACUUAAUAUUUUGUAAGUAGACAUCUAUUGUCAUAGCUAAAUGAAAUAAACUCAUCUUUGCUUAUUGUCUUAUUUCAAUCUUUUUGUAUAAAAAGUUAAAAGUUAAAUCAUCAUUCUCUGGAACAUAAUAAUGUUGAAUAUCAAUAACUAGAACAUACAUAGGUAAUUUUUUAACAAAAGAUCAGGCUCCCUAGUGAAUAAAACAUAAUGGUGAGAUAUUUUGGAUACUUAAGACCAUUUCAUAGUUGCAGCCUUGCAAAUUUCCAAAAGCUUCAUAAGUACUGA